Symbiodinium sp. CCMP2456 is the source of this 865-nucleotide messenger RNA. Lineage: Eukaryota; Dinophyceae; Suessiales; Symbiodiniaceae. The record is from the annotation of a GenBank genome assembly.
AUGGUGAACAUGAAGCGGCCUGCCAGCAUCUCCUCGACCAUGUCCAAGCGAUCCAAGAGCUGCCUGGCUUUGGAAGACGGCGAGGUCAGCGAGGCCACAGCCCCAUCUCCGCCAGCAGCCAGCGAGAGUGCCGCCGCAGUUCCGCCGGCCAGCGAGCUUGCCACCACAGCUCCGCCGACGCCGCAGUCGGAACCGAAGCCGAUGUCGCUGGAUGCGAAGCUGGAAGUGUUGAGGGAAUCCGGCCUCGACCCGGAGAGCAAAGUACAGCUGUUGCGAGACAGUCUGACUCCGAGCGACUGGAACAAGGCCAACAGCCGGUUCAGCACGGCAGCAAAAAGAACGACAGAGCUCGCCACCGCCGCCGAGAGUGCCAACAAAAACCAAGGACGUCUCGGCCACAGGCAGAUCGUCGCAGGUUGGCUCCUGGACCCCACGGUCUCCAGUGUCUUCACCAGCCUCACCCACAGGGUGACCGGUGGCCAGAGGAUCACCAAGAAAGACAACUGGGUGUCUUGGAAAAAAAUUUCCGAGACCUGGACUGAAGAAGAGAUCGAAAUGCAUCUCGCCACGGGACGCAUCGUGACCCGGGAGUGCCCAGACACUGCUGGGGUGUGGGAAUACAAAGAUACCAAUGAGGUGACCAUGGAGAAGACCUUGGAUCGGGCCAAGGUCUUUGAUCAAAGCUCCAAGCGAGACCUCAACCCUGAGGAGAAGGAGAAGAAUGAGCAGGAAUGGUCGCAGAUCUGGGGUGCCUUCGGUUCCUCGGCCAGCUUCUCGGAUGUGUCCGUGUUCAACUCUGCCAUGGGGAUGCAGGUGCAGCCCAAGGGCAAAGGCUUUGCCAAAGGCAAAGGUAAGGGAUCUAAGG